AUGACGUUUUCCCUUAAAGAUGUAUACAAGUAUCUUGCCAUGAACUCGAUACUCGGAGGUCGAAACCUACUCUAUGGCAUUAUUGGAUGUUUCAUGGUUUCAAUUUCAGUAUGGUUCCUCCUUCUCUCAAGUGGAAAAACCAGUACGCAGAACCAUCGAAACCAUCACGUUCCAUUCAAUGUUGAACCUCGCAAUCCCAUCUAUGAAAUGGCCUCUCAACUGCCUUUUCCAAUCAUUUUCCCUGUAAAAACCAAAACAUCUCCUCCGCUCUCUGUGGCUUGCUAUGCCAAUGAUCAAAUUAUUUGUAAAUUCCUUCGAGAGAAAGGAAGAUGGGAUGUGUUUGAUCAUCAGGAAAAGAUUUUGGCUCAUUAUUUCAACAACAACAACAACAAUAACAACAACAGAAAGCAGAGAUACUUUAUGGAUUUCGGUUCUAAUUUGGGCUUAUUUGCUUUAUUACUUGCUGCUCAAUCGAGUGAUUGGAAAGGUAUUGCAGUGGAAGCGUUGUUUUCCUCGAUCAUUGAGUUCAAUGUUUAUGCCAAUCGAUUAGAGAAACAAAUUAAGGUGGUGAGUGGAGCAUUGGCUGAAAACGGAGUUGGCAAAGUGAAAAUGAAACUUGUUGCUGAUAACCCAGGUGGUUCAUUGGUGACGGAUCAAGGCAAUGUUGAAGUUCAGAGAAUGACCAUUGAUGAUAUCGUUGAAAAGUAUGAACAUGAAGGUUUCAUUCCCAAAGGGGUUGAGUUUGAUUAUGUCAAGAUGGAUGUGGAAGGUUGGGAAGUGAAAGCUCUGAGAGGAGCCACCAAACUGUUACAACAAAAGAGGGUAAAGAUUUGGCAUUUGGAAUAUUCCAUCUAUAUCAAAAAUGGUGGAGACGAACCCAAAGAGUUGCAUCGAAUGAUGGUCAAUGCCGGAUAUACCGUGUAUUUGGAUCCAGAAAGGACAAAGCUAAUAACUUUGGAUAAUUACGAGGUAACCUCUCUGGUGGAUGUCUUUGCUUUUAGAAAUGACCUGUUAACAUCCACAAAUCUUUAA
Molecule: messenger RNA, 1032 nt
Organism: Naegleria lovaniensis
Lineage: Eukaryota; Heterolobosea; Eutetramitea; Acrasida; Naegleriidae
Exons: 1
Coding region: 1-1032 (343 amino acids)
Source: RefSeq, a predicted model, not a curated record